CUGCUUUAUUCACACUGCCAACAUUACACUCUGCUAGUUGGCUAAUGGCUAUCAGUGUCGGUCGAUACUGCGGAAUAGGUAGCAAACUAGAUGGGUUUACCGCGACAAAACAAUGUCGCCUAUUUAGGAAUCACAAUGUCAUUAAUCGCAGCCUGAGAUCAGAGAAGUAGACUAUGACAGACAUUCACAAAUCUGUUGAUUUAUGUGUUUACCCGCAGGCCGAUUGUUAUGAUUUUAGCUAAGCGUGACGCUGUGUGAUUAAAGUUGAGCAACAGUGUUCAGAUAAUCGAGCAGGUCAGUGUUCCAAGAGCUCCAAACCGACUCUGCAGCAGAUCAGUAGUGGAUGUUCGUGUUUAAUCGUGUGAUUCGUAAGGAUAGAUGCAUACAACUGACUAGCUAACCGGCUAAUACACCAGUCCAAGUGAGAAGUGUCUGCUGGCACCAGACAUCGGCCGCUUGUAACGUUACAGGAUCUGUUGUUAAACUCUAAAGUGGUCCUCGAUCUUGAGCUGAAAUGGAUGACUUCAGCUCCAUCAGUCUGCUGUCUCUGGCUAUGCUGGUCGGCUGCUAUGUGGCUGGAACUAUUCCCCUAGCUGUCAACUUCUCUGAGGAGAAGCUGAAGUUGGUGACAGUGUUGGGAGCAGGGCUGUUGUGUGGCACUGCACUGGCUGUCAUUAUUCCAGAGGGAGUUCAUGCACUCUAUGAGGAAAUGCUGGAAGGUGCACACCACCAUGGCCACGGGCAGGUGGAGACCGAAGUUUCUGAACAGAAGGUUGUAGAAGGAGACGUGGUGCAGAGCGGUGAACACGGCCACAGUCACGAGCAGCUCCACGCUUAUAUCGGCGUCUCUCUUGUGCUGGGCUUCGUCUUCAUGCUCUUGGUGGAUCAGAUCGGCAGUUCUCACAUGCACAGCAGUGACGAUCCAGAAGCAGCAAGGACUGCUAGCUCUAAGGUCACCACCACACUUGGAUUGGUCGUUCAUGCUGCAGCUGAUGGUGUUGCUCUUGGAGCGGCUGCGUCCACAUCUCAGACCAGCGUCCAGCUCAUUGUAUUUGUGGCCAUUAUGUUGCAUAAGGCUCCUGCCGCGUUUGGACUCGUCUCUUUCCUCAUGCAUGCAGGUUUAGAAAGAAACCGUAUCCGGAAACAUCUAUUGGUCUUUGCCUUGGCUGCCCCUGUUUUGGCCAUGCUCACCUACGUAGGACUCAGUCAGGUUUUAGAUUUGAAAGUGCGAUCUACGAACAUGAAUGCUGCUGUGUUCGUCACCAAGUUACUUAACUGUUACCUUUGA
Messenger RNA from Sinocyclocheilus grahami, 1288 nucleotides. RefSeq names its product zinc transporter ZIP9-like. The transcript is spliced from 7 exons. The record is from RefSeq and is a predicted model, not a curated record. Gene Ontology annotation, cellular component: membrane. Gene Ontology annotation, biological process: transmembrane transport; zinc ion transport. Bases 515 to 1288 code for a protein of 257 amino acids. Gene Ontology annotation, molecular function: metal ion transmembrane transporter activity. NCBI's taxonomy places the organism in Eukaryota, Metazoa, Chordata, Actinopteri, Cypriniformes, Cyprinidae.